AUGCCAGAAUUAUCACAAGUACAAACAGAAGAAACCCAAGAACCUACAACAUCUUCUACAAAUUCUACCCAAAAUUUAGAAGUUGAGGCAGCAGCUUUAAAAGAAGGAAUAGAAUUAUUGAGAUCAUUAGAACGUGAACCGACAGGACUACCACCAUAUAUGAGAACAAAUGUUGACAAAUGUAAGGAAAGUAUUAAUAAAAUUUUUAAAACAACAUUCAAUUUGAUUCAAGCACGUCGUGCUGGUAUAAUCAAAACAGAUGAACAUUCAAGAACAAAAAUUUUGCUACUUAAAGAUGCUGGUCAAACAUUAAAAAGAUAUCUUAUUGUGUACCAUCAUGAACGAUUAAAUAGAAUAAGAAAGAUAACUCGAAAUACUUGUGGUAUACUAGGACAAUCAUUAAAAUCAAAUAUGUCAAAAAAUGAACAGGAAUUUGCUGAAAAAUACUACAAAUUAUAUAUUGAAUUUGAAAAUGGAAUUAGUGAAAAUGGUUUGAAAUUAUUGACAAAUAAUUCUCCACCUAAACUAGAAUAUUAUUAUUAUAGAUGUAAUGAAGAUUAUGGAGAAUAUGAGUUAGCAGAUGGUAAUAUUAUAAUAAUAAAAAGAGGUUUAAUACAUCAUAUGCCAAAAGAAAAUGCUGAAACUUUAUUAAGAAGUGGAAUUAUAGAACAAGUUCAUAUGUAA
Strongyloides ratti is the source of this 684-nucleotide messenger RNA. Its product is annotated as DNA replication complex GINS protein PSF1. The coding region runs from base 1 to 684 and encodes 227 amino acids. The transcript is spliced from 2 exons. Lineage: Eukaryota; Metazoa; Nematoda; Chromadorea; Rhabditida; Strongyloididae. Gene Ontology annotation, biological process: DNA replication; DNA strand elongation involved in mitotic DNA replication. The record is from RefSeq and is a predicted model, not a curated record. Gene Ontology annotation, cellular component: GINS complex.